GUUCUGUUAGCUUACGGGUUGUAAAAAAGUAGAAGAUAAAAAUUCACUGUGUUUUCAAAUAUAUUUAAUUUUAUUAGGUUGAAAUGAUUUUUUUUCUUAAAUCGUUAAAUAUUUUGUAUAACCAAUAGGAUUAUUUAAAAACUGAAACAAACAUAUAAUAAUGAGCGUUAUUGGCAAACAAUUAAAUGCUCUACAAUCAACUAAUAAAUCAAACUCGGUUGAGAAUGAUAAAAUAAUACAUAUUUGUUCUAUUACUCCAGAAAAUGUCUUAUCACUUAAUAAAAUAAGCGAAGAUUACUUAUGCUCCCCUAGUGCAAACAUAUAUGACAUUGAUUUUACUCGUUUUAAAAUUCGUGAUAUGGAAAGUGGUGCAGUUCUUUUUGAAAUAGCAAAACCACCAAGUGAACAGUUUAACGACAGUAAUGUAGAUUCAAUGACAGCAGCGGCCGAAGAACUUAGUUUGGAGGAGGGCUCGGAUCCAAAUGCUGGGAGAUAUGUUCGCUAUCAAUUUACCCCAGCAUUUCUUAAUCUAAAAACUGUUGGUGCAACUGUUGAAUUUACUGUGGGAAGCAACCCCGUAAACAACUUUAGAAUGAUUGAACGCCAUUUCUUCCGAGACAGAUUGUUAAAGACGUUUGAUUUUGAGUUUGGAUAUUGUAUGCCACAUUCUAAAAAUAGUUGUGAACAUAUAUACGAAUUUCCAAUUCUUCCACCAGAUCUUAUUUCAGAAAUGAUAUCCAGUCCAUUUGAAACACGUUCAGAUAGUUUUUACUUCGUUGAUAAUCGACUAGUGAUGCACAACAAAGCAGACUAUGCUUACGACGGUGGAAGACCAGUUUAAAAUUGAUGUGAGGCGUUCACUAUGUUUUGAAUUCUAUAUUUUCGAGAAAUAUUCAAAUCAGAGCUUUUUCAAUAAAACUAAACUUAAAAAAGUAUGUACUCAUCAAAGAUUUUUGCAAGUUUUCGGUAAUGGUGCUUAUGAAUAUCACUAAUUUCAUAGACAAAAUUUUUGAAAUGAAGACUAACAUUGCACAAUGUAUGAUGACUGAAGUAUUAAAUGACAAAUUUUUGCACUUUGGAAACAAAUUAAAAUUGUUUUUAUUUAGUACCUAGCUUUUGGGAAUGUACAUACAUAUGUAUCUGUCAAGGACAUAAAAGUUAUAAGUUUUAUCAUAUAAUUCUUAAAUAGUAACUAUUUCAGUUCAA
Molecule: messenger RNA, 1206 nt
Organism: Lucilia cuprina (Australian sheep blowfly)
Lineage: Eukaryota; Metazoa; Arthropoda; Insecta; Diptera; Calliphoridae
Gene: unc-119
Product: protein unc-119 homolog
Exons: 4
Coding region: 161-841 (226 amino acids)
Biological process (GO): lipoprotein transport; cilium assembly; nervous system development
Cellular component (GO): cilium
Molecular function (GO): lipid binding
Source: RefSeq, a predicted model, not a curated record